Molecule: messenger RNA, 4328 nt
Organism: Xenopus tropicalis (tropical clawed frog)
Lineage: Eukaryota; Metazoa; Chordata; Amphibia; Anura; Pipidae
Gene: csnk1g3
Product: casein kinase 1 gamma 3
Cellular component (GO): cytoplasm
Molecular function (GO): protein kinase activity; nucleotide binding; ATP binding
Source: RefSeq, marked provisional
CUCCCUUCUCUGUCAUCUGUGCGCGGAAGGGGCUGUCUGCGUUUGAGGGGGGAGGCUUCCCCUCUGACACGGAACAUCUCCCUUCUGUAUGUAUGUGUGUGAGUGUGUGUGAGAGGCCCCACCUCCUCUGGCCAUCUUUAUUACAUUCAUUACCGCAAAGGAAGAGAGACCCGGCCCUGCCUGCCACCAACCACCGUACUCCCCAAAUACCCCUGAGAACCCCGAGGGAAAAGAGAAGCCAGUGGCGUAUAGGAGCAGGGCACGGCUGUGUGGGAACAGGAGUGAAAGGCAGCGAACAGCCCUCGGCAGCGCACAGUAGCCUGGCAGGGUCCCGGUGUAUGUGAGGAGGCCCCUCAGCUCCUGCCGUGACAGCUCCGAGCGCUCAGGUUCUGCAUUUAUUCCAAGAUUUUUCUCUGGUUGGAUUACAAUUAAAGAUUCUUCUAAUUGUGUGGAGGUCCCAAGAGGAAAUUUGCGAAUGGGAUGAAUCUGCUGCUGCUGAGCCCUUGUCUUCAGCUCAGUGAAUAACAUUAUCCAACGGGUGAACUUACCUAGUUAUGUUUCCAUUUUCACAACACCCCAUUUGAGUUUGCUUGUCUUCAAAAAGAAUUCAAAGUGGAGUACCGCAAACUUGAUAUGGAUGGCAAGAAGAAAGACAAGGACAAACCUGAUGAGAGAAUGGCCCGGCCAAGUGGCCGCUCAGGUCACAACACACGUGGUACUGGAUCUUCGAACUCUGGAGUAUUAAUGGUCGGGCCUAAUUUUAGAGUUGGAAAAAAAAUUGGUUGUGGCAAUUUUGGAGAACUCCGAUUAGGAAAAAACCUGUACACAAAUGAAUAUGUGGCAAUUAAAUUGGAACCAAUGAAAUCCAGAGCACCACAACUACAUUUGGAAUAUAGGUUCUACAAGCAGUUAGGAUCUGGAGAUGGUGUACCUCAGGUUUACUAUUUUGGCCCUUGUGGUAAAUACAAUGCCAUGGUGCUAGAGCUACUGGGCCCAAGCCUGGAAGACUUGUUUGAUUUGUGUGACCGAACAUUUUCUCUUAAGACAGUUCUUAUGAUAGCCAUACAAUUGAUAUCCCGCAUGGAAUAUGUUCACUCCAAGAAUUUGAUCUAUAGAGAUGUAAAACCUGAAAACUUCUUGAUAGGUCGACCAGGAAACAAGAACCAGCAAAUAAUUCACAUUAUAGAUUUUGGAUUGGCAAAAGAAUACAUAGAUCCAGAAACAAAGAAGCACAUACCAUACAGAGAACACAAGAGCCUUACGGGAACUGCUAGAUACAUGAGUAUUAAUACACAUCUAGGAAAAGAGCAAAGUAGAAGAGAUGAUUUAGAAGCAUUAGGACAUAUGUUUAUGUAUUUCCUGCGAGGCAGCUUACCGUGGCAAGGUUUGAAGGCUGACACAUUAAAAGAAAGAUAUCAGAAAAUUGGAGACACAAAGAGAGCAACACCAAUUGAAGUGCUUUGUGAGAACUUCCCAGAGGAGAUGGCAACAUAUUUACGCUAUGUGAGAAGACUAGACUUUUUUGAGAAGCCUGACUAUGACUACUUAAGAAAACUUUUUACCGAUUUGUUUGAUCGUAAAGGAUAUAUGUUUGAUUAUGAAUAUGACUGGAUUGGAAAACAGCUGCCUACACCUGUUGGACCUAUUCAUGCAGACCCUGCACUUUCAUCAAACAGAGAAGCACACCAACACAGAGAUAAAAUGCAGCAAGCCAAAAAUCAGGUUGUAAGUUCUACAAAUGGUGAGCUAAACACUGACGAUCCAACGGCAGGGCACUCAAAUGCACCAAUCACAGCCCCAGCAGAGGUUGAAGUCCUAGAUGAAACAAAGUGCUGUUGCUUUUUCAAAAGAAGGAAAAGGAAAACUAUUCAACGCCACAAAUGACUCUGGAAACGUACAGACCAUGGGGAAUUACUUACUUGUUCAUCUGCUGUCUAGUAAAAGAAAAAAAUCAUCUCAGCAAUGACCACGUUUUUCUUUUCUACCCUUUUACAGAAAACUAUCAUGUUCCCAUGCUUUAGUUUGGUUGUUUUACAUUCUUUAUUUCAGUGUCUAGAAGCUUUAAAAUUUUGUCAAUAUAGGAUGAUUUCAGUGGACCAAUGAUGUGGUACAAACAAGAAUUGCUGUCUUCAGCCAAGUACAGUUACACCAUCUUGUCAAUUGCAAGGUGUCUGCUGAAAGCUAUUUACAAAUAGUGGGGAAAAAAGUUUGCUAAAGCUUUAAAAUAACACACUAAAGUCUUACCCUUGGUGAUUUAUCUGAUAUUGGCCAAGAAUUACAGUAUUACUGAAAUGGUACUGCAAUCAUUAGUAAUUAGCAUUACCUCCCUCUUUGUUAUAACAUGGUAUAGCCACUGCCCAGUGGUACAGAGGAGAAGGUCAGCUUGGUAUUUGAUUGAAAUGUAUAAAUGUGCAACAACCAGGAGCUGCGGCAGAAGAUUCCUAUUGUACCUGUUGCAGCGAUAGAGAGAAGCAGAAGCAAUGAUAAUUGUGCAACAUCUCUUAAAUAUAUAUAUAUAUAUAUAUAUAUAUAUAUAUAUAUAUAUAUAUAUAUAUAUGUAUGUGUGUGUAUAUAUAUAUAUAUAUAUAUAUAUAUAUAUAUGCUGUAACAUGUGCUUCAUGGUAAUGUGGUUCGGACAACAUGAGUUAAAACUUCCACGGUCGAUUAAUUUUACGUUACAUAUAUGUGAAGAAGAAAAACACUAAUGGGGAGUUAGGGGUUCUGCGGCCAUAAAUUAUGCAAAUGGGAGCUGUGCAACACAUUGCAUACUGCUUGCUACAGGCGAGCAUUAUUCUCCGUUAACUGAAUCUUUUGGAUGUGUCGUGGUUGUAUAUAGAUAAUUCUUCUCUUUGUCAAGGAGCAGCAAAUUGGAUCGGUGCAGCAGUGUCACUGCCUUCUGUAUGGCUACAGUUAGCUGGUGCUUUCAGAGUUCUCACCUGAAUGCUCAGAUUGUAGUAGAUAAUAACAAAAGCAUUAGUUGGCACUUCCUUUGCUACCCGUUAGUCUACUGAAGUGUCUGCAUUAUAGGAAAACAAGUAUAUGGCAUGUCCCUUUCCUCUGGUUUGUAUCAGAUACCCACAAGAUUGCUUCAUAGGCCAGAAAGGCUGCUGUCAUACAGAACCAAGUCACUUUUGAGUGAGGAAGCCUAGGUAACUGUGAAGUGGUCACAUUAAAACAAUGGCCUGGAUUUCCAAGAGAAUCUUGAAGGGAGGUGGCUAGAACAAAUAUUUUGACCAAGCUUUUGGUUAAUUUAUAUCAGAAGGAAAAUAUCCAAAGUCUCCUGGAGCAAAUUAGUCAUUUUUGUUUUCUAUCAGUGCACGCCUUACGGCUAACUUAUUUAUUUUUAAGUCUUGUUUAUGGUAACAUAAAAUGUGUAUUUCAGAUAUGUAAAUGCACAUAUUUGCAUUCAUUAUUGCAUUUACAGGGAUUUUAAAUGUAAUUUGUAAUUUAUUUUGUUAACAACCAGGAGUGCAGUGCUUAUUUUGAUGGUUUAUGCGCUCACAUAAAACUCACAAAAAUUACUGAUCUGGUGUAUUUGUUUAUUGUUUUUUUUUCUCUUUUUUUUUCCCCCCCUUAUGUCAGUGUAAAAAAAAUGUUUUGUUACAUUGGUCAAAUACAGGAACUCAGCUCUUAAAUCAUUUAAAAUAUGUAUAUGGUCUGCAGGUUUUGUUUCACCUUGUUUCUGUUGAUAUCUUACCACUCAAAAAUUAUAUAUACAUACAUAUAUAUAUAUUAUUUUUUUCAUUAUGGAAAGUGAAAGAAGAUUUGUGGCCAUUCUAAUGUGAAAUCACUUCUGUCUCUGCAGUAUUUGACCAAAUUUUGUUGCACCAUAUUGUAAAUACAUGCAGCAAGUUGUGUUUCUUAUAAUACAUCUGUUUAUUUUGUUUCUCGAUAGAUUUUUUUUUUCCUUUUUUUUUCGGGGUGGGUGGGGAGGGGGCAGUUUGGCCUGUACAGUGUUUAUAUGAUCUGAACUUAUCUCACAUAACAAGAAAAAAAUGUAUAGUAAUCCAAUUGUGGACUUCAGAUAUUUAAAAUACAGUACCCUUUAUUUGCUGCAAAGACCAGUAUGUAGACAUUUUGCUUUUUAGCAAUAUUUAAGUGCUCCAUUUACUGCCUUGACAGGAGAUGACUCUCCAUGGCAGCACAGACUGGUCGAAAAUAGGUAAUGCAGGUAUGUUCAGGUUAAGCCAACAAUGUUCCGCAUUUUUAAGCUUUUUCCCAUCUAUACUAAUGAAGUCAACAUUGCCUGAAUGUUUAAAUAAUAAAAUACAUCCCUGUUUAAAAAGUAUGUAACUGAAGAAAUAAAAAAUAAAGGUAGUUUUUUUAAA